GUCACACUGCAUGGGCACUGCUCCUCACCUGCCAGGCCCCAGCUCCAAGAUGCUGGCACAGCCCGCACUGCUCUGGCUGCUAGCUGCCCUUGUGCAGGGUGUCUGUGGAGACAUUGCUCUGACUCAGACUCCAGAGUCCCUGGCAGUGUCUGCAGGGGACACCGUCACCAUCAAGUGCAAAGCCAGCGAAUACAGUGGUAGCAGCAGCAUGGCCUGGUACCAACAGAAAUCAGGACAAGCUCCAAAGCUCCUCAUCUACGAUGUUUCCUCUCGCCCCUCUGGGAUCCCUGACCGGUUCAGUGGCAGUGGGUCUGGCACCGACUUCACUCUCACCAUCAGCCGGGUGGAAGCUGGUGAUGCUGGAGAUUAUUACUGUCAACAGUAUUAUGGUAGCCCUCGCACGGUGCUACAGCCCCGUACAAAAACCUCCCUGCUCUGCUCCAACAGGGACGUCCUCGUGACUCCAGACUCCCUGGCAGUGUCUGUAGGAGACACAGUCACCAUCCAGUGUAAAACCAGCUCCAGUGUUAGCAGCAGCUAUAUGCACUUGUACCAGCAGAAACCAGGGCAGGCUCCUAAGCUCCUGCUCUACAGCACAAACAGCUGCCCCUCUGGGAUCCCCGACCGGUUCAGUGGCAGUGGGUCUGGCACUGACUUCACUUUUACCAUCAGCCACGUGGAAGCUGUCACGGAGCUCAGCUGUGAUCUAGCACACGCUGCGCAGCACCCGGGUGUUGGCACAGGAUCCUGA
Messenger RNA from Alligator sinensis (Chinese alligator), 751 nucleotides. Its product is annotated as immunoglobulin lambda-1 light chain-like. The record is from RefSeq and is a predicted model, not a curated record. Gene Ontology annotation, biological process: immune response; immunoglobulin production. The transcript is spliced from 4 exons. Bases 11 to 751 code for a protein of 246 amino acids. Lineage: Eukaryota; Metazoa; Chordata; Crocodylia; Alligatoridae.